AUGUAAUAAUAAUGUUAAAACAGCUUUUUAUGUGCUGUUUUAGUUGGAAAUUAAUCAUUGUGACAGACGAUACGGUGCUAGCCAGAUGUGUCUUCGAGGUGUCCUGGCUCUCUGAUAACGACGCCGAUCCGAAGCCACCAUUCCCAUGCGUACAACAGUGCCAGUUUUCUCUCUAAGUAACAUAGUGAGAAACUCUGUGGCACCAUCGAUACCAGGUCAGCACCACAGCAGUGGAGCAUAAGCAUGCCUCGAGUUUCCGUAUAUAAUUGCUAUACCAAAAAAAAAAAUUGCGGCAGAACCCAUUUCACGAUGACUGUCCACAGUAAUGUGUUAGCAUUGAAUAUAGCAAUACAACCUAAUGUCGUCGCCAAAACGAGUUAUGUACAAGGUGUGUACUGCAGCGGAAUCCGUGCUUCCCCUUUCCUACUAUGGCCCCCAAAAUGCAUGGCGUGGCGGUGCUUGGGAACGUGAAACACGUAAUGCGGCAACUGGGCUCCUCUCUUCUUUCUGGACUCGCUGCGCCAUGUAGUGGCACUGCCGAGUAGUCUGCGUGAGAUGCCAUUGAGACCAGAAGCGUGGCUGCGAACGUUGAGGAUUGUUCCUUUGCUUGCUGCACACCUAGUGGCCCAAGUUGGCGCGAGGUUCAUUGAAGAGCGGCACGUGCGUUCGUGGCGCAGCUCACUAAAGCGUUGGCAUGAAAGCAGCUCACUGAAAAGCGGCACAGUGUAUUUGUGGCGCAGCCUGCUGAUGCAUCUCUCCUUGAGAAGCCCUUGUGACGUGGGGUCGAUUCUACUCGGCAUCAGAGAAAUUUGAGAGAUCUUUUUCGUCAUUCUAUUGCGGCCCAUUUCCAGUGGCACAUACUUAGUUGCACAAGUUGGCGUCAAAAAUGUUCAUUGAAGACCAGCACAGAACGAGUGGCACGUGCCAAGUCAGCGUCAAAGAGUUGCUUCAAACAGCAGUACCUACCCAAUCUUGCAUCUACUGUGACCCAUGUCGGUGGGAAAGAGGUUCGUUGACGAGUGGCACGUAUGUACACAUCACCACAUACUCAAGUGAUUCAAGUUGGUCCAACUGUUGGUUUUGAACCAUGUUUCUUCAGCACAGCAACCCAUUGCACUACCCAAUUUGACCAGGGAAUAACCAGUAACCCAGGUAGGUGGGAAAACUGGUUCGAUACAAACAUACAUAGAUAGAUACAUAACCCAUGGAAAGUGCGACAAGUACCCGAAGAAGGCUAACGCAUUAAUAGAUAAGUGGUACGAAUGACACUAUAGCAACACAACACCAUGCCAGCUUCGCUGUUUACCAUUUUCUAGACGCUUAUGGCAGUUUGCCUUGGUUUCCCCGCCGUGCAACAGGAAGAUUUUUUUGACGAUGAAAAAAUGGGUUCAAGCGAUAUUUUUGCUGUUGCGGCAUGCUCCUCACCCUGCUGGCUUACCUGAGCAUGUUAAUGCUGCCAACAAAACAAGCAUUGCCUACAGUUAAUUUUUCAUGCAAAAUAAAGGUGGAUGGAAUAAGUUUGUGUCAUCAGUUUCUCUUGUAACAAGUGACAGCCACUAUCAAACCUCUAGCAUGAAUAAGAUAUGAGGCAAGUUCAACUCUGAGCCUGUGUCUGGCUACUGCUGCAUUACAUGCGAGACAGCUCGUCCGCAAUGUUUGCUUUGCAACCUAUUUUCUGUUUUGAGCAAACUGAUGUAAUUACAAGGUUUAUAGGGAGUUGAAAAAAAGAUGCAUUUUGCAAUUGUCGGUGGUUCUUGAUGCGGCCAAGCUAUGGCUUCGGGGCAAAGCGUGCUAGGCCUAGCAGCAGUGAGCUGCUUGCACAUUCAUCCCGUCGUUUGGUGGAGCACUGCAUGGCAUGCCAUUGCAUAAAGCUUGUUGCUAGUGUGUUCAUUCCUUAAGAGAAAAUGUAGUUUCACACUUUCUGGAAGUGUGCGGAAAAAGUUAUGUGCAAUGCCAUGGCACACAUCGCUGCAGCAGAGUGCGUUCUGUAUGCAUCAUCUAGACAAAAUUUGCCCAAAAUUGCACCUGUCAUAGCUGAUAAUCCAUUUAGCCAGAUCCGUUAAAAGCAGUAUUUGUUGCAUGAAUAAUAAACAGGCAGACCAAACUCUGGAGAAUGGUCUGUUAUAUCUGAAAGUAUGUUGUAUGUGGAUCCAGUGUAGUGGUCAUGGACUAUCAAAUGUUGUCCUAUUUAAUUUGGUCUUCGAAUAGAAUAGUCACUAUUAGGAAAUUUGAAUAUUUUUCAUAUAGUUCUUGAAUACUUAACUCAGCCAUGUGCGAUCAGACAUGAAGCACAAACUGUGAUAGCCUCCAUCCUGGCAGCCAUAGUGGACAUGCACGCUAGAAGAACAUUGUAGGAGCCAGACUGUUCAGGCUUGAUCCAUUUGCUCAGUCAUGCCAUUUAGCAUUGAAUACUUUCUUGUCAGCACACAUUUCACCUGUAUGUUCUCUUGGGAUUAAAUCUGAAUACACUUUGUUGCAGCACCGAUUAUUUUAUAUAACAGUGGCACCAUCAACUGUAACCAUUCCAACUAGUCUGCUUUUUUUUUUUUCUUUUUUUUUUGCUUUGCUGCAGACGAUGCUCACAUGCCAUCUGGUCUUGUGUACAUACAUUCCACAAAAUAUGCUAACAAACUGCUUAUUUGAUCCUAAUGCUUGAGUUAUGCUUUCAAUACACUAUAUUUCGUUAUGGGCAAUAUUUAAUGAGAAGUAACUUGCUAACUUUGCGAAUGCUAGGAGGUGAACGUCAUUUUAUAAAUGCUGAAAAAGGCUGCUUGAUAUUUGAUUUGGUUUUCGAAAAUUUAUUAGUAGCGCACCCACAGCAAUUUACGAGUUGCUUUGAAUGCUCAUCAAGCAGCUGCACCUGCAUAGUAUGGCAACUACAAUGAGAGCUUGACUAUUCAAACCAUUUUUAUUGCUCUUCCAAACUGCAUAAACUUGUGCAAGUGCUUUAAUAUCAUAUGAAAGCUUGGUUGCGUCACAUUUUCUUUGCCUUGCUGAAAGUGUGCAGGGUGUGCUCUUUUUCUUCCCCCAUUAGUGUUGCUGAUAAUUAGUGAGAAACAGUUGUUUUGUAGUGUUUAGUAUGCUUGCAUUGGUCACAUUGUUUGUUUAGAAUUAAGCAGAAGGCCUUCUUGCUGUUCAAAUAUUAACUGGCCAGCGCUUUUAUUUGCCAUCCUGAACGUGUAGUAAUGCAGAUAUUAACUUUUCUACGGUCAUCUUGCAUUCAAGGCAUGGCCUAAAUGCUUGUGAUUAUGUCUGCCACUCUAGGGGGAAAAAAUAUCUUUAGUUAGCAGCAGAACAAAUAAGGGAGGCUUGAAUACGGUCGACAUCAACUGCACAUAACAUUAUGUCACUUGUAUCGUGCAAAAUGAAAAUAUGACCAUCCCUACUCCAGUUAGAAACUUUAUUAAAAGUAAAAAGGUAGUACAGCAAGUCUCAGUAGCUCAAAACACACAUAAACGAGGCAUGACUACCCACCUGCAACUAAUGAAUGAGACACGACUGAUACCACCAUGAAGGACACCAUGGAGUUGUCCAGGUGAUCAAGUUGCAAUGGAUGGCCAGGGAGAACAUGAGCUGAACAGCACAUGCUUGUGGGCAAGGAUUCCAUUUCAUGCUAGCCAUGCAUGCCUGUUAAGGGCCAACUCAACCCUUGUGCAUUUUGUGCACGUGACGUGAUGGCAAGGAACGCAAUCCAGGCUGAAAGAGAAGCCACUGGCAUUUUGUAUCUGUUUUUUGUGCUUGGUUCUCUCCACACUACCGAAUCUCGCUCAACCCAUUCGCUUGCCCAUACUAGUCUUGCACCAUUACUGAUAGUGUGCUGAAAAAAACAAAAUGGAUGGUGGCAGCUGUUCCCAUACCUGUCAACUUUUACGAUGUAAAAUGCCCGAUUUUUAGCACUCGUUCAGGAUUGUCGUAUUGAUCAAAUAUUUUAAGAUAUUUCAUUUGCGUAUAGCUUAGGGUAAAAACAACUUUAAAAAAAGAAAGAAAAAAGACAUACAGUUCCUGAGUGAUCUUUUAUGGGCCAAUUUUUAGAACAGAUUGAUUAUAUAGGCGUACCAAUGUGGCAGCGACAUCAACAUAAAACAAAUGUAUAGCGGGAAAUCUUCGACAGCCGUUACGUGAAUAUUGCAUUACUAAACUUCAUAAACAUUCUGCGGAACAGAUUGUUGUUGCUGCGACUAUGUAGAACAAGUGACUAUUCACAGCAUCCCUAAAGAACAAAGUGUACGAAUCUCUGAUGAACAGUCAACGUUUUGAAUAAUCAAAUUAUUUUUAGUAUUUUUCACCAAAUCUUGGACAUUUUGUCUUUCACUGUAGUACAUUUUGAAUUCUAAGGUUGGCAAGUCUGUGUGUCUGAUGCCUCUUUAUCACAACGCUGGCAAGUGCGGUGUUAAAGGGAGUGACAAAUGGUGUUGUGAUUAUUGCAAUGGCAAAUUGCAGUACCAUCCAGGGGACCUAAUCUUGCAGUGCCUAAGCAACAAAUGGCAUGGAACUUUUUUUUUUUUUUUUAAAUAUAUUUAGGUGUGUAAUGAAGAUCCCCCUAUGCUGGAAACUGACAAGUUUGCCUGAGAGGGUAACUGACAGCAAAUGUGGUCCCAGCCGUACAAAAGUAAUCUUUUCUUUAUCAAAGCAAUCAUCAUGUGGUUCAUACUUUUGGAACUGUUGAAUUAUUUCUUCCAUAAUGAAUAUACAAUGUUUCUACUUGCUCUUUAACUGUCCAGUCAUUUCCAAGCCAAGAUGCACCAGUAGUGCUAGUCCAGCAGUCCUUUAUGCAUGGAGACUUCAUGGCAUCAGAAAGGGCAUUUCGUAUUUCACAGUGAGACCACCACACUGGGACAAACCUGCAUGUGUACAAAAGGGCACAUAGGAUGCCAACAUAAACUUUCGUUGCAUUGUAACAUGCAUUCAGAAUUGUGCAAAUGCAUAUAAAUUUUAAAUAAAUUUUUUUGAACAAAAAAGCAUAGUGUGACAGCUAACUUGUGUACACCAAUGUGUGAUCACAAGAGGUGGCUCUGGUGUUAGUAUCAAAGUUUCACAGCAGAGUGUUGGAGCUUGCAAUUUUCAGUGCCGAUUUAAAAUGCCUCUGAACUGCUAACAUCCUCUUGGAUUUUGUCAAUAUAAAGCACAUGCAUCUAAUUUUCACCAUAAUCUCGGGAUGCGUUUUUGUCAGUCCCUUUAAAUGGUUGAUUGUUGUGUUUAUAGUCCCUUUGAGGGGUCUUUGGUUAUGAACAGUUAUGAGAGAGGGAGGCUGUGUUUGAUUCAAGCAAAGGUAAGGAAGGCAGACCAACUUUGACAGUUGCAAGCUUUGUGACGCGGGUGUCACUCCAUAUAAGUGUCUAACUUGGGUUGGGAGGAGCCGUGCUGUAGUGGCCUUCUUUGCUAUGCUGUGCUAUGAAUGCCCUUGGCAGCAGCGCUGUUUCUAAAGACUUGCCGUCUUUUUUCUGUCUUCCUGGUGAGUCUUUGCAGGUGUUGCCUUCAGCUGCUGCACGCCUCCACUUUUUGAAGGCACCCCAUCAUGCCUGAGUUGGACACCUUAGCUUUGACCCCCUCCCCUCACCCACUUCCCUAGUAUAUAUCUUGUAGAUAAAGGAUACAAUGUCCUGGCCAAUAGUGUGCGCCAUUUCUUAGCAUUACCACGUAUGCAAGUUGUGAAGCUCAUCAUUGGCAUUGAUAGAAGCAGACAUGCAAGAUAGCAUUUCUUUACUUACAUGUUCUCUACGGCCAGUCUUGUUUUAGGGAGUAAAUGUUUUCAAACUAUUCCUUUGGCAGGGUGUUUUGCCCUCAUUCUUGUUCCAUCCGUAAGGAAUGUCUUGCAUAUUGGCUAAAAGUGGCUGACAGAAUGUGCUCUUGGGCAGACUCUGACAGACUACAGUAACUGAUAGUUGUCUGCAUGCCAGAGCUGAUUGAAAUUGCAAAGCUACGACAAUCUGUGCUUGGGUUGGUCUGAAUGAACUCACUGCAUGUUCAGCACAUAACUCAUACCUUUAAUGACAAACCAUCAUGCAAACCGUAAGGUGAAAAGUGUUAGGAUAUCUCAGUGGAAACCUUAGCUGUUCUGCUCAUUGGGACAUGCCAGUAUAUGGGAGAAACUUGUGCUGUUUGGUGUUGUUUGGCCUCGUGUCUUGAUUGCCAUGUUUUUCUCUUUUUUGUGUCUUUUUUACACCAUUUAGUCGAGAGAGGGCGUGCGGUGCUUCUCACGGUGUUGACACGAUGCGUUGCGAAUGUGACAAUGACUGGAGAGCUGGCGGUAAUGGCCACCUUCACAGCAGCAGUGGAGGAGCCAAGGAAGCGCAGCAAGAGCAGAUGGGUCCUGUGCUGGCUGGGCCAGGAGCCCUCAAGGCCGCACCACCACUCAUUGGCUUCGGCCUCAUGAAGCUGACGCCUGAGCAGCUCGAGAUGGUCACACGCGCAAAGAAGUUUGCCAUGGAGCAGAGCAUCAAGAGUGUGCUCAUGAAGCAGACCAUCGCACACCAGCAGCAGCAACAGAAGACGCUACAACGCCAUCAGGCGCUGGUCCUCAUGUGUCGGGUAUACGUUGGCAGCAUCAGUUUCGAGCUGAAGGAGGACACAAUCAAGCAGGCAUUCCGCCCAUUUGGUCCCAUCAAGUCCAUCAACAUGUCCUGGGACCCUGUGACACAGAAGCACAAAGGGUUUGCCUUUGUCGAGUAUGAACUGCCCGAGGCAGCACAGCUUGCCCUCGAGCAAAUGAAUGGCGUGCUCAUCGGAGGACGCAACAUCAAGGUCGGCCGACCCAGCAACAUGCCACAGGCAGCACCCAUCUUGGACCAGAUAAUGGAGGAGGCCAAGACCUAUAACCGCAUCUACAUUGCAUCUGUUCACCAGGACUUGACGGAAUCAGACAUUCAGAGUGUCUUUGAAGCAUUUGGCAAAAUCAGGAGCUGUAAACUGAUCCCAUCAUCUACUCCUGGGAAGCACAAAGAGUAUGGCUUUAUUGAGUAUGAAACCAACGUGGGUGCAAAUGAAGCCAUUGCCUCAAUGAACCUGUUUGACCUAGGUGGGCAAUACCUCCGUGUUGGAAGGGCUAUCACACCACCUAAUGCUCUGACACCACCCAGUGCCCAGAGUUGUAUGCCAACUGCGGCGGCGGUGGCAGCAGCAGCGGCCACAGCAAAGAUUCAGGCAAUGGACGCAGUGGCAAACAACGCCCUGGCAUUGGGACUGUCGUCUCCAGGGGCAAUACGUUCUUCGUCAGCAGCGGCCCUGGGGCUGUCGUCCCCUGGAGUGAUUGGUUCCUCACCGGCGGCCGUCAUCCCUCCUCCUGGCCUGACCAUUCCCACCUUGGUUCCCCCUGGUCUUGUCGGGCCGCCAGGUGUCCUACCACAGCCAGUGCUGGCUGCCAACGCACCAGGCAUCAUCACUGGUGUGACUCCUAUGCCACCGACAGCCGCUCUCAUCCCUCCUCCAACCAUAGUGACCACACUUCCCAUGUCGGCACCUAAGCCUGACCUCCUGAAUGCAGCAGCCGCAGCUCUGGCUACGACCACGACAGCUGUUGAGACGGUAAUGAGUCAGGCCACCUUUAGCCAAACUGCUCUGAGCCAAGCGGUGCUGAGCCAGGCAGUGCUGAACCAGGCAGUGCUGAACCAGGCGGUGCUGAAGCAGGGCAGCCAGGUGCCAGUAGCUAAUGCUGCUGCUGCUGCACCAGGCGAAGCACCCAAGGAGGAUGACGAUCUGGCCAAGAAAAUUGCUGAGGAGCUCGAGCCGCAGACACUGCAGCAGCAGGAGAACAUGAUGAUCAAAGGCUCCAACGCACGGCACAUGCUCAUGAGGAAGCUGAUGCGACGCACAGAGUCAUGUGUUGUGGUGCUGCGAAACAUGGUCGGUGUGGAGGACUUGGAUGAUGAGCUCGAGUCUGAAGUGACGGAUGAGUGCGGUCGAUUUGGCACGGUCAAGAGGGUCAUAAUCUAUCAAGAACGGCAGUCCGAGGAUGAGAAUGCUGAAAUCGUUGUCAAGAUCUUCGUUGAGUUCUCCCAAGCGCAAGAGGCAGCAAGUGCAAGGGAUGCUUUGAAUGGCCGAUUCUUUGGUGGAAGACUUGUGAAAGCAGAACUGUAUGACCAGACACUCUACGAGGCAAACGACCUGUCUGGAUAACCCACAUAGGACAUGUACAUAUCUCUGUAUAUACACAUUUUCAAAAUAAAUGGAAACACCUUUG
Messenger RNA from Dermacentor silvarum, 8176 nucleotides. It is a transcript of the gene hfp, whose product is annotated as poly(U)-binding-splicing factor half pint-like. Gene Ontology annotation, biological process: alternative mRNA splicing, via spliceosome; mRNA splice site recognition; regulation of alternative mRNA splicing, via spliceosome. Bases 6211 to 8112 code for a protein of 633 amino acids. Lineage: Eukaryota; Metazoa; Arthropoda; Arachnida; Ixodida; Ixodidae. Gene Ontology annotation, cellular component: catalytic step 2 spliceosome; precatalytic spliceosome. The transcript is spliced from 12 exons. The record is from RefSeq and is a predicted model, not a curated record. Gene Ontology annotation, molecular function: RNA binding.